Molecule: messenger RNA, 2082 nt
Organism: Penicillium atrosanguineum
Lineage: Eukaryota; Fungi; Ascomycota; Eurotiomycetes; Eurotiales; Aspergillaceae
Exons: 1
Coding region: 1-2082 (693 amino acids)
Biological process (GO): chromatin remodeling
Cellular component (GO): Swr1 complex
Molecular function (GO): ATP-dependent H2AZ histone chaperone activity
Source: RefSeq, a predicted model, not a curated record
AUGGAUGGGCCACCGCCGCCACCGCCGCCACAUGGCGAGAACCCUCAUACAACCGACGGCGAAUACCGCAAAUCCUCGGACCUACCACAGGGUAACUACGAUAUCUUCAUCGUCCCUCCGCACUCCGCCGGCGGAGGCUUCCUCUACCUCCCCUCCCUGCAAUGCAAUCGAAACAGCUUUCUCGCGGGCGUCGCAAGCACACUCCUCGUCGGCCUGGUGUGGACUAUAAUUUCGCCGGUCGUCAGGACGUGGUAUAUUGCCGCCGUUUCCAAUGGCAAUAGCAUGGGUAUUGUGGUGGUAGCACUUGGAGUAGGUGUGGCCGGUUGGGCUUUUGGAAUGUCGCAGUCGAAUGGCUUCAAGGCUAACAAUGAUGGUAAUGGCAAUACUGGCGGGGGAAAAGGAUUCGGCGGCGGACCCGGGCCUGGAGCUGGCGGUCCAAAUGCCCAUGGUCAGACUUCCGGUGCCAAUUAUGGAGGUGGGCCAGGACAACAACAAUACGGGGGUGCUGGUGGUUCGGGACAGCAACAACAGCAAGGAGGAAACUUUGGCGGAGGGCAGCACCGUGGCAACCAGUAUGCUGGCAACCAACACGGCUCUGAUUCUCCUCGUUCCGAGCCUCCGCCAAAGCAGGAUUCGAAUAACCAUGGACCGGAUGGGGCUGAAUGGGAGAAGGCGCGGGAAGAAACAAAGCGCAAGGAGGAGUUGCGUAGAAAGAUGGAGGAAUUCAAACGCAAGCGUGAGGCAGAAGCCAAAGAAAAGGAGAGGAAGCGCGAGCGGGAAGCAAUGGAGAAAGAACUGAAGGAGCGCCGCGAGCAGCUCGAGAAAGAGAUGGCUGCUGCAAGGGAGAAAGCAGAGAGAGAAGCCCGUGAAAAGGCCCAGAAGGAAGCGGCUGAAGCUCGCGCAAAGGCCGAGAAAGAGGCCGCAGAGGCUCGUGAGAAAGCCGACAAAGAAGCCGCUGAAAAGCUCGCCAAAGAGAUCAAGGCUGCUACUGAAGCUAAGGCAGAGGCCGAGAGGCUUGCAGCUGAGGCAAAGGACAAAGCAGCCAAGGAUGCUGCUGAGAAGGAGGCUGCAGCAAAGGCACAAGCUCAAAAGGAUGCCAUGGCCAAGUUCGCUGCCCUCAAAGAAGCCGCUGCGAAACGAUAUGCCGAGAAGAAGGCCGCAGACGCCAAGAAGGAGAAGGAGGCUGGCAUCAAGCCGCCUGCCAGUGCAGCAAGCGCACCUCGGACACCCUCGCCCAAGAAACAACCGCCCUUUCCUACAGCCAGAACGGCUGUCGAGGAAGACGAUGCAUAUUCCUUUCGGCCCUAUGACCGCCCACGUCGGCCGUAUGGCAAUGCAUCCGGGUCUGGGUCGGCAUACUCUGAGUCUUCUUAUGCUCCAUCUCAAUCCACCGCUCGCACCACGCCUCCCCCCUCACAUCGGGGUGGUUAUUCCACCAAGGAUCCAGAUAAGAUUGUGAUCCAGGGUGUGUACCAAUUCACCAAUGCUUUUAACAAGACCCCAGUCGCGCAGCUUGUCUCCGGCCAAGGAAUGGUGACUGACGGGCUCGUUCUACGCAUCACCACGGAAGGCCUGUUCAUCGACGACGACCUCCGCGGCAUCGGGCAGCGCGAAUGGGACGUCAAAGCCUGGACCCUCAAGCUGGCUGAAGUUUGGUGUCCCCAGAUGGGCAAAGUCCCAUCCUCAAAGCAGGGCUCCGGCAAUCCAUUCUCCUUCCGCCGAGGCAACUCCGUGCCCACCACCGAGGAAUCCGAUGCCUUCCAGGCAACUUUCCUCAAGGUGUGCAAGAACACCUGUCGUCUGGCGUCUCCGGCUGCGUUUUUCCCCCGUAGCGCUGGGGCGAGUGGUGUCAGCGGCAAUGGUCCUCCCCAGGCGGAGUUCCGUGGCCUCCACAUCUUCCGCGCCAGUGUCCGCGACCAGGAGGGUAAGCGAUACGUUUUCGUCGUGCAGGACACGGAAGCCUGGAAGGUUGCCCUUGGACUGCAACGUCUCCGAGCCGGUGCUUUGGUCCGUGCUCUCGGUGUAUCGCCCUUGCCAGCCCCAGAAUGCAAGACCAUCCUGGGCGGGCUCGGCUAUAUUUGA